Molecule: messenger RNA, 7767 nt
Organism: Zeugodacus cucurbitae (melon fly)
Lineage: Eukaryota; Metazoa; Arthropoda; Insecta; Diptera; Tephritidae
Gene: Reph
Exons: 4
Coding region: 2421-3515 (364 amino acids)
Source: RefSeq, a predicted model, not a curated record
AGAUUUUAAGGACAUUGAAGAUGGGCUUAACUAGAUUUGGGUAAAAGUGUUACAGAAAAAAUGUUCUAAAAACACAAGAAUUAAGAAAAACCAAAAAUAAAUAUCCCAAAAUUAUCCUAAACAGCUCCUCUACCCCCUUCUUAAAACUUCGCACCCCACCACAACUCCAAAGUGCUGAAUGGCCAUUGUGACCAUGCACAACACUUUCGAUAAUCGAUUACCAAAGCAUUGUACAUACUUCCGGCAUUAAUGGCUACGCUUGCAAAAACAAUCGCUAAUCGACGGUGCUGCGCUGCUACGCGAACCUCUACAUACAUACAAAUACAUAUGUAUAAUUUUGUUUUUGUGUUUUUCUUACGUUUUUCGCUUUGCUUUGCAAACUUUGAAUUGAGCGCCGCAAGACGAAAACAAAAUUACAUUGACGCAUUUCCAGUCUGUUUCCAUUCUGUUUUGUUUUCGAUGAAUUAAAAGCGUAAACCCGGCGCAACACCGACCCGUUAGAAGGCCAACGAGCGAGCGUGUGAGCUGCAACCCGCAACACGUCAAGCGCAAGCAUAGCGUGACGUGAGGCGUGAGACACGACAGACAGCAGGCUGGUUGAAACGCUUCAAGUAGCGCGCAUGCGUUGGGAGAGCGCGCGCAAGUGAGCGUGAGUGAAGAGUGAGCGUACGCGCCGCUAUAGAUAGCAGAUAGAUGCGCGCCGAAGGACCCUUACGUAGAGUUUACGUUACGUUUUUUACUAUGUAGGCGUAUGUGCGAACGACAGUGGCGGCCAUGAGCGUGAAUGUCUGCUCGUCUGCCGACGAAGGUGUGCUAGCGCGGGUGGUUGUUUUCGUUGUAUUGGUGCGCGCGUAUGUGUGUGUGCAUUGUAUAGUACGCGCGCGCGCGCCUAUAAAUCGGCAACGUUUCGCUACCAUAGACACAUAAACGUAGCAAAAAUACACACACACACACACAUACCUUCAUACUCAGACGGGAUGCUUGCUGGCUUGCAUGCGAGCGCCGCGUUGCAUAGUUUUUCCAAUUAGUUUGAGAAAGGUGCUUGCCGGCGACAGGCGUUAAGGCAAAGGCGUGCGUGCGUGUUUGUUGAUAUCUGUUGUAUAUGUGUGUGCAUUGAGUUAAGUGUCUACUGGUUAUGCUAUUUAUACAUAUACCAGACGACGACGGGCAUGAAAAAUAAAUUUAACAUUUUUUGCGAAAACAACAACAAUAACUAUUUUGUGAAAAAGCGGUAGCUAAUGCGGGCGCUACCGUCGCUGCCGCGUCAAUUGUAAUUUGUGUGCACUCAUGUAAAAGAGUACAAUAAAUUUCGGUGAAAAAUAUAUUUGAAGUGAAAAUUUAGUGCUUUUGCUAUACUCCAACAACAACAACGUGAAAAAAUCGCCCGUUAAAUUUGCAUGUGUAUAUUUAUUUUAUUGGCUUCCGCGUUGCAAAAAGAAACGCACUUGAGAAAUGCGUUUGGUAGGAAUCGUCGUUAGUCGCCUGUCGUUGUCGUGCACGUCGUAGAAAUAAAAUCGAUAUUUCCUUGCUGUAUCUUACGGCGAAAGGUGCGCGCAGCAGCAGCGACGACGACAAGCGCUGCAGACGCGGCGUUGGCAGCGACGCGCUAAGGUUCCCUACCGCUCCACACACACAUGCAAAUAACAACAAUUAAGCGUAUAACGGUAUAAGCAACGUCAAAACGCUGGCGCUAACGACACGCUGCCGGCGCUAACGCUAGCGCCUACGUUGGUGCUGUUGAUUGUACAUUUACAACAACUACAAAGCUGUAUAUGCAACACCAACUAGCAAUAUUUCUGCCACAAUGGCGUUGCCGAAGACGACGUCGUUCUUGACUGCUGCGCAUUCGUCGUUGUUGACGCGUCCGUGUCUCGUUGCUUCGUGCCGCUCGGCUAUAAACACAAUCACGACCAAUACUAGCAACAACACAACAUCACCAACGACUACAACAAGUAAUACUACAGCUACUACUACUAUGCUAGCAUAUAGUACAUGCGCACCGUUGUUAUUGUUGUUGUUGUAUUUAUCAUUAUUGUUGCCAUCGUCUGCCGUAAAAAAUAUAAACGUGACUCGUGCGACAUUGAUGUUGGCGACGCCAACAGCAGCAGCAGCGGCGGCGGCAUUUUGAACAGCGGCAGCCUACAUACAUGUGUGUAUGAAAAGUCUCAUAAAGCUAGCGAGCCAGUUAGCGGUCAGCGGAUAGUGUGUGCGCGUUCAAAAAAAGAAGCAAAAACAAAAAAAAAAACUAAAUAGAGUGCGGUUCAGCAAGCAGCGUUUAAAGCGCUUAAUUUAAUAAAAAAAAAGUUUAACGCGGCGCUUAGCUUAAAGCCGCAACGCGUUAGCGCCUCGUACGCGCCGCAGCAGUCAUCAUACGCAAAAAAAUAGAAAAACACUGAGUUUGUAUUGUGUUAAAAAUAAUAAUGAUAAAGUUUGUUAGGCAAAAGAGUCGCGAGCAUUCAGUUAAAGCAUCAAAAAGUUUUUUCAAGAAAAAGGGCGAGUCGAAUGAUUCCGGUACCGAAUCUGAUGGUGACGUCCUAGAUGUUGACAAGCAUCACCCUUUAGACUUGGACAUGGAAACCAGCUUAAGCUCCUGCGCCGAUGUGAAUUCGCCAACAACAGACACCGCCUGCUCUUCGUCAGCGUCUUCUGCGAUGAUGUGUCAAUCCCACCUUUUAUACGAUCAACACAGCUCCGAAGAGGAACUGGAAGUGAUCAAUGGCCCAUCAUCGGUAGCGGCCGCCGAAGCGGCAUCCAAUGUAUUGGUGGUGCGCGGCACCACCUCAUCACUCAUAUCGGAGCGUGGCUCGUCGUCGUUGGAGCCCGAAGAGCUAUUCGGCGAAGCAUCGACAUCGAAACGUUCCAGCUCAACAUUGGUUGAGAAUCGCAAAAGAUCUCUGGCGCAUAGCUCCGAUGAUGACCUGAGAAACUUCUUGGAACCAGUAUUGACACCAGUGAAUUUUCGCACGUCACCACCAUUGGAAGCUUUCAAGCCAAACCGCAGCCACAAAUAUCGCUCCACAACGCCACUGAUACUAUCGGAGGCGCGUUGCGGCAUCGAAAAUAUUAAAUUAUGUGAUAAUAGUGUUAAUGACGAGAAUGGAGAGGCUGCUGCUGGCGGUGCGUCGUCAUGUGCGGCGUCUGCUGCAUCUAGUGGCAAUGCCGCACAAGUCGCUGGCGGCAAUGGUGGUGGUGGCAGCGGCAACGGUAGUGAUCAGAGUUCAACGAGUGUGAUUAAGGUGUGCGCGUCAUCGCUGAAGAUGAGCAACAGCAGCCAUCAUAUCUAUCAGCCGCAACCCAAAUAUAAUUUCCACUAUAAUAGUUCGCGCAGUAGUCCCGCAUCAACGACCGGUCUCGAUGCGAUGGAGGUGCGCUCGGUUAGUCCACCGGCGAAACUCUUCCAUUCGGCUAGAUCACCACAUCGCCGACCGAUACGCACACAACACGCCACACAGAGGCUACAGCGACCACAUCGGCCGUGUUUAGAUUUUGAUAAAAUGCAGCAAGUAAGUCUCUAAUGCAGCGCCAAAUCAAAGACUUUUUACUUCUCACUAAUUACAAGUAAAUGUACCUAAAAGCUCGCAUUACCCAUAAACGAAAACCAUGAACAAAAACAAAGAAACGAAGCGAAGAACACACGAAUGGUAGAAUGAUGAUUAUUGAGAGAGAGAGGAGAGAGAAGGCCACAAAGAGAGGGAUAUAAUAAAAAAUUUCGCUUUGAAAGUGAGCAUGCUUUCGUUGAAAAUAAAAGUUUAUGGCGGUUUUGAUGGUAAAUAUGUAUGUAGGUUUUGUACAGCAAAAACAAAAAUAAAAAACAAAUAUACCGCAAAUUAAUUUUAUGUUAAAGAAAGAACCAAAAACAAAAAAACAAAAAAGAAAGCGAGAAAUGAGCGCAAAAAGUCAAUAACAAUGAAAGCUCAAUAAGAAUGAAAGUUCAGUUGUGGCCAUGUGAAAGCUCGCAGUUUUUUAAAGCUUCAGCAAAGCACAAUAUUUGACAGCGAAAUAAACAAACUGAAAGUAAGCCCCAAAAGCAAAAACAAUAACUAAAUUACAACAGCAACAAUAGCCCUAACUUAUACAAAGCCCCAUAAAUUACCGUAAAGAACAGACUUUUAGAAACAUAAAAUCAAAACCAACAACACUUUAAAUAAACAUUUACUUAUAUGUAUUCGAAAUUGUUCUUUGUAAGUUCGAAAAUUGUGGUCCCAGUUUUUUCGUUUAUAGAUUUUAGUAUAACGUUAUGUUUUAUUGCAUUUUCUGUCGAAACAUUAUUAUGUAUUAUGUACAAGUGUUACAAGUCUGUCAAUAACAUCACUCCAUUACUUCGAACCAAUUUGUUCGAAAAUAUGAUCUCGAUACUUUUUUUAGCAGGGUUGCCAAAUUGCAUAUAUUUAAAUUUAAAGACGAUUUUACUUGAGAUUUGUCGAGGGGAACUUAGAGUCUAUAGGUUAUAGAAACAAUUUAUAAUAAAGAGUUCCCAUUUCUGCAAUGGAAGCAUUUCAGUCUCAAAACAUUAUAAAAUCCCUUACAAAGGAACUUAAAGCAGGACGCUAGACCACUUUUGAUAUACAGUGACAAUAUUAGUCCCGAUUCAAUAAUCCUAUGUUGUUAAUAUCUGACUUUAUGACAAAUUAUCCUAAAAUGAUCCCAAAAUAACUACGGAUAUGCCUUGAUUUUUCGGUUUUCAUGUGGAUUUCUUGAGGAACGAUCAAAUAUCAAACAUUUUUUAUUUAUAGUGACUAAUUAUAGAGAACGGUGUAAUCAUACAGAAUUUCAAACCUUUUCUGCAGUUAACUUAUAUUUCUUACUAAGUUCUUAUAUCAACAUUCUAUUCCAAGUCUAAUAUUCAUUAUUUCUAUUUGGUCAAGCAUUAGUUUAACUAGGACCAACUUAAAGAUAAAGACUCUUCUUUAAGCUACAAAAUUCAUAGAAUUAGUCAUGAUAUGACAUUUAAAGAGAUAAUUGUACUCGUAGAACCGUCGGUUGAGAAUUGCAUACAUUUUAAUGUAUUGAAUGAAACAAUGUUCCGAAAGGGUAUAGCGCCUAAAACUGUGCAUAGGGAAGAGCUUUUUGUUUACUUACGGAAAAUUUAGUUAUACGCCUCAGUUAUGCUUAUCUUGGAUCAUAGCAAGGAGAAGAUCAUGAAUAUGGAUAAUAGAAUCUGUAGCGCAGCACUAAUUUUUGUAGGCGUAACUUUCUAUAUAAAGGUUUCAGAGAGACAUAUCACAGAGACUUAGAGGACAGAUACUAAAUUAAAAUUAUAUAUAUUACCGAAAAUAUGCAAAUAGCCAUGUUUUAUCGAUGCAUGGUUGUAUACUAGUAUAGACAAGCUCUCUUAUGAAAAGGCGAACAAAAUAAUACUAGGUAAUGCAACUCGGUUAUUUUCUCAAAGCGCGAAGGGAAGAGUGAUUAAGUUUUAGAGGUUAGAUGCUUAGAUAGAUACCACUGAUGUUAAAUACUAUCAUCAAAGAUUUUUAAUACGAGUUGUGGAUUAUUUUAUCACUCGAUUAGAAUAUGGCUUAUAUUAGAACUGAAAUUGUGCUUCUGGCAACCUUGCAAACGAUUUUUAAGUCAUUUAAGAAAUUUUCGAUAAUUCCAAUUGAAGAAAAAAUAAAUAUAUCUUGCACUUGAAGAAAAGACAGCAGUUUUUAUAAAAUUAUAGCAACUUAAAAUUUUGAUCUCGUUUAUGUUUAUAGUCUUUAAAUAAGAGUUUACGUUUUUACUGCUUUUUUAAUGUUCUAUAUCCUAAGUAAAAGCCACAAAUGCAUUAAGCCGUAAAGAAUUUGUUGUAGAAAAGCAUUUUAUUCAAAUAAUUUAGUAUUUCCGUAUGCAGACAAACGAAAAAAUGAACAAUAAAUUAUAUUAAAAGGCAAGAAACGACAGCACAACAACAAUAAAAACACUCAUAACUAAUAAAACUCUACAACAACAAAUAAAGCAAAAAUAGAAAACCAAAAGACAGCGAAAACAAUAAACAUAAAACCUAACAGAGGAAACCGAAAAAACAACAACAACAACGCAUACAACUAAAAAAAGAAGAAACAAAAAUAAAAAUAAAAACAGCAGGCAAAAUAUUAUAAAAUAAAAGCAGUGGGCGCAUGCGCACACACGCUGCAUAUUAAAUCAAAUCAAAUACAACUAAAAUAUAUUAAAAAACAAAAACAAAAAACAAAUAUAAUAACUACAACAACAAUACAAAAAACAUUAUACAUACAUACAUAGAAACAAUAAAAAAAAUUUUGAAAUACAUUUUUGUAAUAGGUGAGAUAAAGUAUACAUACAUAUGAAGAGGUGGAUGACAAGGAGGAGGCGAAGAAAAAGCCACAAAGUGGGUGAAAAAGGCAUACACAGAAAGGACGUGCAAUUAUAAAGAAAAGCGAAAGCAACUGGAGCUGUUGGAGUGGGUGCGAGAAAGAGAAAAGUAGAGAGCAAGAACGAGAGAGUAUGAAAGACACAACAACGCCAGUUGGAGAGGCCCCCGCCCCGGUAAAAUUGUUUAAAAUAUAAAAAAUAUAUACAUACAUACAAACAAACAAAUAGCAGAUGAAGCGUACAUAUUUUUUCACCAUUUUAAAUUACAACAAAAGCAGCAACAACAACAAAAAAAACAAAACAAACAAUAUUAAUUACAAACUUAAGCAAAUUCAUGUAAAGAACAGUGUGAAGACAUACAUAAUUGGAAAUAGUAAUAAUUAAGUAAGAAGCAGAAAAUGGUAAAGUGGAAAAUGCAAAAAUACAAACAAAAAAAUAAAGCGGAAAUAGAGAAAGAAAGUAUACAAAAAAUAAAAACAAAACAAAAAACAAGAAACAGUUAAUUAAAAGGGCGAAGGAAAACAGAAAAAACAAUUAAGGCAAAUGGGGACUUUAUAUUAGAAUAAAAGUAAAAAAUACAAAAAACAAAUAAAAAUAAAAACAACAACAAAAAACAAAAACAAUUUGUAAAUAUUGUAUUUGUGCAGUAAAAAAAAAUAAUAGAAAUAAAAAUAGCAUACCGAAAAAUAAUAACAAAAAAAUCAGCAGAAAAAAUACAGAAAACAACAAUAAAAAUGUAAGAAAACUAGUGAAAGAAGAAAUAGACAUACAAACAAGCAACUCAAAACGAAAAGUAAAAUAAAAAGCUGAAGAGAGAAAUACAACAAAGCAAAAAGAAAUUUAAAAAAUAAUACAAAAAAUUCAAAAAUGAAAAAACAACAACAACAAAACUGCAGUUAUAUAUACACAAAAACAAAACAAUAACAAUUUAGUAACGAAACUCAAUGUAUUUUAAAUAAAUGGCAUACAAAGAAUGAAUGGCAAUUGUCUUACAACGUCUAAUAGCGUAGUAAUAUGUAUGUAAUAGUAUGAGUAAGGGACAGAGAACAAGAGCAAAAGCAAAAGCAAAAAAAGCAAAAACAUACAACAAACAACAAAUGAAAGCAGCGAAAUAAAUUACAAAUAUUUAUAAAAAAAAAACAAGAAAAAAUCAGAACAGCAAACAGGUGAGCAAAAAUAAAUAAAAUAACAAUUGCUACAAAAACAACAACAAGCAAAAAAUUACAAAAAAAUAUUACAACAAAAAAAAAAUAAUGCAAAAACAACAACAAUAAAAAGGCCCACUAGGACUUUGUACAAUUUUAUACAGUAAACGAACCUAAGAAAAUUUGCAGCCAGAAAAAUAGACUAGCAUCUCAAGACAGCGAAAACAGCCCACAUACGAAAAAUUGUCAUAAACACACACACAAGCACACACGCAAUCAUAUACGCAAAUUGCUAUGGACCAACAACAAAUAC